Thunnus maccoyii (southern bluefin tuna) is the source of this 7730-nucleotide messenger RNA. Its product is annotated as ligand-dependent corepressor-like. The record is from RefSeq and is a predicted model, not a curated record. Gene Ontology annotation, biological process: regulation of transcription by RNA polymerase II. Bases 248 to 5782 code for a protein of 1844 amino acids. NCBI's taxonomy places the organism in Eukaryota, Metazoa, Chordata, Actinopteri, Scombriformes, Scombridae. Gene Ontology annotation, molecular function: DNA binding. Gene Ontology annotation, cellular component: nucleus. The transcript is spliced from 7 exons.
CUUCUGACUCUGAUUGAGGCGGGCAAAUGUCAUAGAAUAUUUAUUUAUGUGUAUAUUUCUUCACCCAAUUACUGACGUGUGUAUUCACUAAUUAAAUUAGACUGGUUUGGUGACUUUGUGACAGAAACCUGUGAGCAUUUCCCUCCGGAGAGAUUUCUUCCUGUACGUGGGGCGCGCGCGUUCACAACAGGCAGAGUGCUUCCUCUUUCCGUGCGGGUGCCCGCCAGACAGAGAAGAACGAUAGAAAAUGGCGAGUCAGUGUAAAAGGCAGCAAUGCACAAUCGACAGGCGCGACUUUCGGCAGGAACUUGACUCGUGGCGACACAGACUCAUUCACUGUGUAGGUUUUGAGAGCAUUCUCGAAGGGCUGUUUGGUCCAGAGCUGGUAGAAGACCUCAAAUUAUUUAAGGACUUAGAGCCUGUAGCAGUGUCUGACUGGUCAUUUGAUGAAAAUUGUCUAUUCUGCUGUUUGAGACGAGACAAAGUAAAGGAACACUUAAUUGGCUUAAGCAACGAGGGGCUUGAAGAUUCACCCAAACCUCUCCUGGUUAAAGAUCAGACCACAAUCAGCAGACUAGAGCAACAAGCUGAGGAAUUUCUCAAUGCAGUCCUCAGCAGAAAAGAUGUGCCAAGUUUCUCAGACCCACACAUUCCAGUAGUGGCUCGAGAGAUCCUUCAGAGAAUGAUCCGACAGUUUGCUGCCGAAUAUACCUCAAAAACCAGCUCCCCUCAGGACAGUUGCUCAGAUCCCCAGCCACACUCUGACCAAAGCCUGCCGACCCCACCCUUGCUCUCAGGAGCUCCUCCUACCAGCCCUGCUGCCACCUUAGCUGGGCCUGCACACAACCAGAACCCCGUCCUCAGCAAGCUCCUCAUGGCUGACCAGGAUGCUCCUCUUGACCUCACAAUCAAGAAGCCCCUGGCUGAGCCCAGUGAACAAGAAGGAGUCCUUGACUUGUCUAUCAAAAAGAAUCGCUGUAGCAGCAGCCUGCCAUUCCGUAGUCCAUGCCUUUCUCCAACCACAACCACAGUCAAAGGUGAGUCUCCAGACUUGCGUGUUGCAAAGGCAAAAGACCUGCAGUCCACCUCAACACUGGAACAGUUCAUGGCCAAACUCUGCCCCCACCAUCAGAGACAGAUAGUUGAUGCCAUAAGCUUCCUACAGACGGAGGUCAAGGCACUCACAUCCUCCAAUACGCAGCAAACCUCUAACUCUACCUCUGGGAUCCAGGGAACUGCCUACUCCACUGCAAAACCCAGCGCACUCACCCCUGAGAAGUCAUGCUCUGAGCUAAGGUUUCCUAGUGAAUCCACUCCUAAAUCAGAAGUCCAGGAUAUGUCCCAUUCUAUCCCAAGCAGUUGUGCAAUGAAAAAAGUUCCAGACACUGCAGUUUCACUGAAAACAUCUGUUACUGCUAGCCCUGCUUUGGAUCUUCGCAGUCCUGGGUCAGGGAGUAACCAGGUUUUCACCUCCAUUGCUAAUCCAGUGGACACAGAGAACAACCGUCAUGGUGAUCAUGCACCUCUUAAGAUGAAAAUCAUGAAGACCAGCAAUGUUGCUGCUGGUAAGAAGUUGUCAUGUGUGCUCACAGCCUCUCUUUCAUCUGACUCUGGCACUUUGGAGGACAGACAGGGUAACUCAAAUUCAUCCAACAGAACAGAGACUCAUAGUGCUAGACUAAGCUCCUCUGUAAAAAGACACAAUCAGUUUAGUCACACACAUCAAGCUAGACAGAGAGAGACUCUUGGGAAUGCCAAAGAUCUACCAGCAAAACCGUUUUCAGAUCAUGUGACUCUUCCUGCAGACUCUCCAAGGACUGCCAGGAAGACCAUGAAAGCAUCCUCUGAUCAUCAGACCAGGGACUCUUUUAGGGGAAUAGUUGACCCUGAUCUCGGCCAUUGUGACAUUGUUUAUAUUGACAAACCAAUUACAGAGUGUUUUAAGGAACAGCAGCGCAACAUGCUCCCACGCCGCAAUGCCAGAAAAAGCACCAGAGGACAUAUGUAUUCAGAUGAAAUAUGGGAGUUAAAAACUGUCCGUACGUUGGCUGGGAGGGGCAACUGUCCCAAUCCAAUGCCAGAGUUGAUCACAUUGGUCACCCCUAAACAAAUACUUUCAAAGCCUGAAGGUGUACCACCUGUGGAUAUGCCUUUUGCUGGAGCAUGCAGGGAGGCAAUGAAUCAACAAAUGUCAACAGAAGAGUCAGAUGAGAGGGUGAUACCAGGAACAGGAGAUAUGGUGGAGGUAGCAGCCAGUGAAGUAGACAUUAUAGUUGAAACCAGUCAGACAGAUCAAUGUCAGAGCAAAGGGCAGUCUGCUCCUCAAUCUCCAAUAAGCUCUCCAACAGAGAACAGAGAAAUGGAUGUGGGCGCAGAUGUAGAACAGGAUACAGCUGCAGAUUCAGGGAAAACAACAGGAAGUGAAGAAAGUGAUGCUCAGGCACCAUUUGAAGCAGAAAAAGAUAAUGCUGAGCCUCAAGAAGACAUACACGAGAAUACUGAGCAUGUAAUAUCAGAAAGGAUAGAGGAACCAUUGGAGAAUAAUACCAUAGAGGAAGCUGAGUCUCAGCUGUCAUUGGAUAAAAUACAGAGCAGUGAGCCCGUUCUCCAACAGAAUAGUGCCCCAUCACCGUUGAAUCAAGAUGAGGAAGAGACAGAGGAAACUGAAAGGGAGAGAAUACAAGAGGAACAACAUCAGGAACUUGAGCCAGAGACACGAAUACUCUAUGACAACUUUGGAGAGACAGAAAGUUCCAACACCACAGGUUCAGCAGAAGAGGAGAUGGUGAGAGAGCAAGAAAUUAAAACAGAUGAAGCUGUUGACAGUGUUAUACCUCUAGAGACCGAAGAUGAUGAUAAUGACAAUGAAUAUGAUGUGUCCACAAAGACACUUGACACGCUCUUGAAGGAAUUACCCCCUUGGCGUAGAAAAAGAGGUGCUUCAGUCCCUCUGCCAAAGCGGUUAAGACAAACAGAAACAGUGAUAGUGGGCUAUGUUAAUGGUAGACCAAUAUCUUCAUCUGACAGAAACCUGCGUCGUAGAUCAAGUAACAGCAACAGCAGCUCAUCACCUACUAAAAGCCCAGUGAAAUCAAGUCAGAAUGUUCCCAACAAGGCUUCUGUUGAUUCAUCUGUUGAAACCAGGAAUUUGGAGAAACAUGUACCUGAAACACACAUGCAUGUAGAAUCUAUUGAGAGUACACCUGUAAUUCCACAGGUGACAGGACCAUCUUCUGACACAUCAUCAAGCCCAAUGUCGAAAUUCCCCUCAAGGACCAAACAAAUCCAAAAACAAAAGAGAGUUCAGAGAGAUCAGGAUUCUGAUCAGCCAGUUGAUUCUCCCCACAGCACCGAAUCCAAACGGCAACUUAGAUCAGCCAGCCAGAAGCCAGCUGGAACUUUAGCAUCACCACCUUCUUCAAAUGUUGUCACUUCCAUUUCCUCUCUGGAACCUGCUGCCACCAAUGCCCUUCCAUUUACAGAGCACCUCCCCUCCCUCGACCCUCCUUCUCCGCCUCCUGUUUCUUCUCCUCCUCUAGUCACGUCAUCUCCCCCAGCAGCCGCUGAACAGUCCCAACUCAGCAUGGUCCCAGAAACAACUGUGGAAUUAAACAUUGAAAAAACUCAACCAAUAGAGACAUCCUCCGAAGAAACACAAAAAACUGAGGUAGAAAGUAUUUUCGAUGCCAAACAAAAACUAAGGUCUGCAAAGGCUGUAAGUGAGAAUGAGAAGCAUCAAUUUAGCAGUGAGGUAUCGAGUCCAUUAGAAAAUCACAGUCCCGUAAAGACUGAAAUGCAAACAAAGAAUAUGCCAUUAAGAGGCAAACGGGCUCUCAGAAAGGAGGCAGAAGCAAAUGAUUUUGCUUUGCAGCAGAAGCCAAAUGUAGCAUCUUUAGAAGACAAGUCUGCGAGUGGAGAUGAUAGCAGUUCUUCCAUACCAGACAAACCCACAAGAAUGCCAUUGAGGAGUGAGAGCAGUAAGGCUGAAAUGUCCCACCAGUCUGUUCCUCAGUCAUCACCACUGGACAACAAGAAAUUGACUUUGAGAUCACAAAGAUUGACUGCACCUUCUACCAGUGCUCCUUCUAUAGCUGGAAGACAGAGUGAUGUAGCUUCACCUAUCAGAAUAAUGCCAGAAAGGAUAACUAAAGCUCAGGUGAGACCCCCUCCAUUACCUGUGCCAUCCGUGUUGCCCCACAGCUCCACCAUCCCUGUCAUUACACCAAGACCUGAGCCCCUCAAACAGAGUGCUAGCAAAUUCUUGGAGAGUCUGACUGGUGAAGAAAACCAACAACAAAUUACAAACUUGAACAUUAGGUAUGAUAAAAUGCAGAAAGGCUGGGUGCAAAUGGACAAAGAGGGUCAGCCAGCGACAAAAUACAAAAACAAAGCAGACAGACAGGCAGCUAUAUGGAAAAGUAAACGCAGGGCACGAAAACCAAAGUCUUCAGAGCACCAGAGAUACUCACCAGUGCAAAUGCUCUUCAUGAAAGGCUUUGAUCUUACCAGUAUUUGUCGCUGGUUCCUUGAAUCAACAGAAACAAAGUCCCUUGUCAUUGUGAAGAAAGUGAAUACACGUCUUCCUUCAGAAACCCAGCUGUGCUUCCACAGCUCGUCUAGUGCUUCAGGGACCUCUCAAGGGGUAUUUCCAAGCCUACAGGCAGAGCGCUUAAAGAAACAUUUGAAAAAGUUUGCCAUUGCCUCUCCUGUAAAGAGCAACCCCAAGAGUCAGAAACUGAUUGCCAGAGCACUGGAACAAGAGGCAAAUGCAGUCAAAGGGAAGGAGAGAAGAGAACUACCUAGUACUACUCAGACUUUUAAUAAGUCACACUCCUCUGCCGAAGCCUGUAUGCAAAGAGGUGAAUCCCAGAAAGCUUCUGGUAAAUCAAAGAAUCCAGCCAGUGCAAGGAUCUUGAGGAAAUACUCUAAUAUCCGAGAGAAGAUGCAGGUUCAGCAAACCAGCAAAGUUAGACUGAAAGACACCUCAAAAAGCUUAAAAGCAAACAAUUUGAAAAGGCUGACUACCACAAAGUCUGCCUCCAAAUCUAAAUUGAAACGACCUCUGAAGGCACAGAAAUCAGCCCUACCUGUCAGUAAACAAAUGAAAGCGUCUGCAGCAAAAAUGGGGAGAAGGAUAACACUGGCUGGCAAAAAGGCAACAAAGCAUCCCGUUCAAGGAAGGGCGGUCAAGGCGCAGGGCAGUGGUAGACCUCCAAAAUAUACAACCAGAAAAGAAGAGUUGCCAAAGAGAUAUUCUCAACGACUAGGUUCUCCUAAAAUAUCUGAACACAAUCCUGUCGACACAUCUAAAAGGAAGGCUGACAAAAAACUAUUUGAAGCAGAGAAAGCAGAAGUUGAAAAGCCCACUGUGAGUAAAGUGAAUGCUGCAAAAAUGCAAGCAAAGGAAUCAUCUCAAAGUACAGUCGCUGAAAUGAAAGGUACCGAGAAUGCUGUUGAAACCCCACAGCAGAGCGUGGAUGUCAAGGUUCCAACGUCACCUGACCAGGUACUGACAAGAUCCCAGAGAAAAAUGGAGGCGGCAGUCCCUUUGACUGGAAGCCCCAGUCUUGUGUCAAAGAGGGCAAAAAAGUCAAUGACAUCACAAAAUGCAUCUCCUAAAUCAGUCCGGAAAGCUGAGGAAGCCACAUUGACCAGAAAAGGGGCUUUAAAAUCCCUGGCAAAGAGAAGUCAGGCAGCCAUGUUGCCACGCAGUGCAACAAAGAGAGCUCAGGAGCUUUUAGAGACCCCAGCUAAGCGCACCAGGACAUCACACUCAAAAUAAAAUGGACCUGCAGAGACAGAGAGAGAUCGUCUUUAUUUAGAGAAUUUUGUGAUUUUUUUUUUUUCUUUUUAUCAGAAGGACCAGAAGUAUCUAUUUUGUAGUCUUCACCAAACUCUUCAGAGGAUACCUUUUUCAGUAGGCAAAUGUGUGAAGGAGGAACAGAGAUUUUGAAAUUCAUUAAUGCUUUUGUAAAGCUUUGGUGUGAAAAUGCAAAUGUGAUUGUUUGCUGAGCGUUUGCUCUGUGUUCAGGGACUACAUAUGAGUCCUAUAUGAUGUCUAGCUGAUGUAGUUUGCUGUUUGGCUUUAUGUUUCAGCACUCUACGACACGGCUGGAGAUAACAAAACCUCAUUUUAAAAGUAAGAGUAACAAACGUCAAGCUUCCAGCUGUUAUAAUGGUGACAUUAAAUCCAUUCUUCAUCCCGUUUUGUUUCUUUUUUUUUUUGCCAUUUUUUGUAUAUAAUUAUUGUUUCCGAUAAUAGCAUGCACUGCGUUUACUGAAUGACAGAGAAUAUCAAUGUUCAGAGAGCUUGAUAUGAGAAGGAAGGUCAGCUUUGGAUAAAAUUUGUACUUACUUGUAAGUAGGCGGUUUGUAUCUCCAGCUUGUCUUCCAAUCACAACAUUGUGAAUAUGUGACUGUUGUGACCAGGUGCCUUAUUUAUGAAGUGUAAAGUUAUAGAAUGUGUUGCUAAAUGUGAAAACUCCUGUCCUCUAGUUGUAACAGCUUUCAAUUUACUGGAGAGGCAGACAACAUUCAUUUGCCUCACUGAGGGUGUGUGCAAAUAGUUUCCGUUCCGCAGGUUGUGCCUCAUGCUUCAUCUGUAAAUUCUUUAUGUUGACUGAGGCAUACCUGACAGUUUUAUUUUUCUAUACCUGUUUUCCCAGAGCAUUAACAUGAAAUUGUUCUUAUUAUAGUUGUAUUAGAUGUUUAAAAAAAAGUGUCAGAAUUGUUGAAACAGACAUGUGCGUUCUGUAUGUGUCAUGACAAAAGUUUGUAUUUUUUAUUUCGUUUCUGGUCAGUUUUCAUCUUGAUGUACCUCUGCAGUCACUUCUGACCAUUAUGCUCAAUUGUUCUUUGAGUGUUUUACCUGCUUCUGCAUGUGUAAAGUCUUGUUAAUGUGGAGACAGUUGCAGGUGUAUUUUAGCAACUCUCUGCAGCUGUUGCCUUCCUACCAACUGAGAUCCAGAAUUAUAUUUAUGCCCCUGAUCUUUGAAAAUACUAACCCCAUUCAAGACUAUGCAUGCACGUUUAGUGCCCAUCAAAAAGCUAUUCUGAAAAAUCUGAGAGAGAUCUGAGAAAACUUUGGGACAGUGGUUUCUGUAUCACUUUGGCAACAAUAUUUCUGAACAACAAAGGCCUGAAAAGUGUGUACACGUGAUCGGUGUUAAUGGCCUCUAGCAUUAAUGGCACAUUGCAGGCUUAUAAAGUCCUUCCCUUGAUUUAUUCACAAGUAGGAUAUCAAGUUUUUGGGGUAGUCUAGUCACACUUCUGAGUUGUGUAUCAAAGUACAUUGCAGUUUUAUUAUUAUGUUGUUAUUUUUUUAUUGUCAUUGACUGUCAGAUGUUCUCAUAAUGUGAAGUUUCUUUACUUCCACAGUAGUAACUGACUUUAGUAUAUUGUCAAAGGAAAAAUACCAUUUUUAGCACAGUGUUAUUUUUUUAUUAAGGUCAUUUCUCUUUAGAGGGUAAAUCAUCUGUAAAUGCAAAACAUGUCUGUCAUGUUUUUAUUGUUAUUUAAGAACUCCAUGUAGGCUAAAGAAUUUAGCAAAUCUAAAACAGCCCACCAAAUAUCAGACUUGAACAUGUUUAUUCUUUACAGUUGCUAUUUAAAUAUUUUGAUUUUGUAUAUUAGAAAGAAAUAACUGCUUUAUUUGUGGUAAUCCCAAGAAUGAUACGUCUUUAAGAACUUUGUAUUUUUGCUGGAGUUGAUAUAAAGAUGUUUGAAUUUUA